CUGUGCCCCUGUUUAUAUAGUCGUCAUGGAGCGAAGCUAGAAACUUCAAAAUAUAAUUUUAUCCUCUAAAAUUAUUGUCCUUUCUCUGCAUAAUUUUUUUUCAUAAUGUAAGAGUGGUGAAAUUUUUGAGUUUAGAUUGAUUCGGGGUAAUUUUGACGAGGAGUUAAGCGAGGAAAAAUAACGAAAAGCGAAGAGAAGCGAAGGUCCCCUUGUUUGCCGCCAUCAUGAGUGAACGAAUGAAAUACAUCAUAGAUGAGUUGAAUAAAGAACCGUUCAAGAAGAACUACAACCUCAUAAGUUUUGAUUCUCUUCGGCCGUUGCAACUUCUUCAAGUACUUAAUGAUGUUUUUGCUGAAAUCAACCCAGUGAACAAAAUUGACAUACGAGAGGAAGAUCCAGAAGCAAUGGCUAUAAGAAUGUUUAACUUCUUGAGAGUUUUAAAAUUCAAGCCAAAGACUGAAGCUGGAAGUUUGGCUCCUUUCCGACAAGGACUGGUAGCAGGCGAAAAACAAGUUAUAUACCCAAUCUUGCAAUGGCUGUUUGAACAUCUCCCAGACCUACAGAAAAGGGCAUACCUAGCCAGGUUUCUUGUUCGUAUGGAAAUACCUGGAGACCUGCUGACAGAUCAAGAACUCUAUGAGGUCAAUGAAUCUUAUGGGCAGAUGAUUGAAGAGUUCAAAGAAUGUCACAAGGAAGCUGAACAACUGCGCUCUUCUGGGAUGUCAACAUCAGAGAUCAAAAAGGACAUAACACACAUGGAAGAAGAACAUGGGCAGUUGGAAAAACGUAUUGGCAGAAUGCAAAAGAAGGUUGAAUCAGUGACAAAGCAUGAGCAAAUGUUGAUUGCUGCAAGGAACCUCAGAGUGGAAAGGGAACAAGAACAGGCAUUGGCGCAGCAGAAACUGGAACAGAAAAACCAGCUCCUACAUGCAGACCAGAGGUACCAAAGAAUGUCACACCAGCUGAAAGAUGUUCGAGCCCAGGGAAUGGGUACAACAGGAGCAGAUUUAAUCAGGAGACUAGAUGAAGAAAACAAGGUUAACAUGUAUCUAUGCCAAGAUAAAUUACCAAAGGAGAUUGAAGCAAAACAGAAAUAUGCUAGGGAUUUACAGAAGGUGGCUAAUGAACCAGCCAUGGGACAGUCAGACUUGGAUGAACUGAACAAAAAGAUCAAAACCAUAUCCACGGAAAUUAACUCCUUGAUUGAGAAAUGCAUGGUGAGGAAUGAUCCAAUUGAUGAUAAGCUGUCACUUUUCCGACAACAGGCUUCAAUUAUUUCACGCAAGAAAGAAGCUGCAGCAGAAAGACUCAAAGAGGCAAUGGAUGAGACUGCAGGUCUGGAAAAUGAGCUACAGAAGAAGAAGGACCUACUGAAGGAUAGUGAGGGUGCUGAGGUUUUAAAGGGAGAUGAGUUCAAGAGGUAUGUUAACAAAUUGAGAGGCAAAAGUACAGUGUACAAGAAAAAAAGACAAGAGCUUGCAGAGCUCCGGGCAGAGUAUGGUGUUCUUUCCAGAUCUAAAGAGAUCCUUAACUCAAAGUAUGAAAACCUUUCAGCACAUUUGUCUAACUUAGAAAGUAAGCAAGGUGUGUCUGGAUAUCACGACACACAAGAAGAACUGGAAAAAGUAUCAACUGUGAAGAGUGAUCUUGAUGAGCAGAAGGGAAAGACUCUUGAGGACAUUUCAGAAUUGGUUGUUACCAUGAAUGCUACCAUUGCUGAAAAAAAGAAUGCAUUGGCACCUAUUAUCAAGGAACUCCGCCCCAUGAGGCAAAAAUGUCAAGAAAUUACUGAAGAUUAUGAAGAGAAGAAAGCACAAUAUGAAAACCUUGCAAUAGGGUUGGACAGCAACCUCUCCAAACUAGAACAAGAAGUAAGAGGACUUCGUGAAGAAAUCUCAAAUGAAGAGAGUCGCUAUCACUAUCUGAACUGUAUGAUGAAGGUACUUGAGAUCCAACAAAAACGUAUUGAGGAUGAAAUGAAAGCCUACACAGCACAGGAUCCUGCAGAAAGAAAGAAGGCUUGGAGGGAACAGUACACAAGGAAAAUACAAGAACAAGAAAACCUUGGAAAGAGUCUUCGUGAAAAACAGAAAGCAGUGCGUGAGAGUCAAGGCCCAAACAUGAAACAGAUGAAGAUGUGGACAGACCUGACCAAACUACUAGAAUGUAAAAGAAAUUGUCUCAUCAAGAAACAGGGUGGAGAGUCACAAGCAGAUGAACCUGCAGAGAGAGGAGUUGUGGGAGAGGAUGUACUAGUCCUAUAGUGUUACUAGACUGCCACUGCAUGCCUAACUUAACUGUAUAUAAUGGUACAAACGAUAAUGUAUGACUUAUUGAGUUAUAACCCUUACCAUAUUUAUUUGAAAUUGGAAAUGCUUGUUAUAUGGAAAUACUUGUGCAGCCACCUUAGUGGAGUUGCUCCUUGAGGAAUUUACCUCCCGCAAUACUUCCAAGUUGCUUAUCCCCUGAAUUAGAAUAGUUUUCCCCAAAUGAAAACAUAUCUCUAGGGUCCCUGAUCCAAUUUCUGCAUUUUUUUCUUUUAACAACUACUUCCGCCGACACCUACCACCUCCUACCACUGACACCUUUUAGUAUGGUGUGAGGGUUUCGGUGUGAGUUAACUGAUAUUUUUUGAGGAGACAAUAACAACAGUUCAUUUCUAAAAUAUAGCUUUAAUUUUACAAUGUACAUGUUUUUGUUUCUGAAUAGGUAUUACAUAAUAACACAUGAUUAUAAUA
Actinia tenebrosa (Australian red waratah sea anemone) is the source of this 2738-nucleotide messenger RNA. RefSeq names its product intraflagellar transport protein 81 homolog. The record is from RefSeq and is a predicted model, not a curated record. NCBI's taxonomy places the organism in Eukaryota, Metazoa, Cnidaria, Anthozoa, Actiniaria, Actiniidae. Gene Ontology annotation, molecular function: tubulin binding. Gene Ontology annotation, cellular component: intraciliary transport particle B; ciliary basal body. Gene Ontology annotation, biological process: cilium assembly; intraciliary transport.